CAGGACCGUGAGAAGCAAACGGUUAGCAGAGGGCAAUCAAUCCUAGCUGUUUUUCUGUGUGUCUCGUGAAAAGGGGUGGUUUCAGUUUCAAUAUUUUCAGAGAUUCGCAGUUUUAAAAUCAAUCGGGUCGUGAUGUUUAGUCUUCCUCUCCGGACCCUCACACACUUGAGUAGCGGCAGUUGUAGCAAUCAGCCCAGUGGUGUUCGACUUCUAGCCUCCUUGCAAUCAUAUCUGGCCAUGACGGACAACAACCAUCAACAAGCCAUGGAUCGUCUGGGCCAGAGAACCUUCUUCCACAGCGACUUUAAAGGCGGAAACCACGACAACGUUUGCCCCUCUAUGGUCCGUGGUAUCGAUUACAUCCGUGAUCCCCGCCUCAACAAGGGUAUGGCGUUCACUUUGGCCGAGAGGCAAGCAUUGGGCAUCCAUGGACUAAUUCCGCCCCGUUUCAAGACCCAAGAAGAACAGGUGGAACUUUGCUUGACCAACUUGAAGCGUUAUGCUGAAGAUCUCAACAAAUACAUUUACCUUAUGGGCUUGCAGGAUCGUAACGAGCGUUUGUUCUACCGUAUUCUUUCCGAGAAUGUCGAGGAAAUGAUGCCCAUCGUUUACACCCCAACUGUUGGUUUGGCCUGCCAAAAAUUUGGUGUCAUCUAUCGCCGUCCUCGCGGUCUUUUCAUCUCUAUUCACGACAAGGGUCACAUUUACAGCAUGUUACGUAACUGGCCGGAGGAAGAUGUCCGUGCUAUUGUCGUUACUGACGGUGAGCGAAUCCUUGGACUGGGUGAUCUAGGAGCCUAUGGUAUGGGCAUUCCAGUUGGCAAAUUGGCCCUUUACACCGCGUUGGCUGGAAUUAAACCGCACCAAUGUCUCCCCAUUGUUUUGGACGUUGGCACCAACACGCAGGAAUUGCUGGAUGAUCCGCUCUACAUCGGAUUGAGGCACAAAAGAGUUACUGGACAGGCCUACGAUGACUUGAUUGAUGAAUUCAUGACGGCCGUUGUCCACCGCUAUGGUCAAAACACCCUCAUCCAGUUUGAGGACUUUGGCAACCACAACGCUUUCCGUUUCCUAGAAAAGUACCGCAACAAAUUCUUGACUUUCAACGACGAUAUCCAAGGAACUGCCUCUGUGGCCGUCGCUGGUCUCUUGGCUUCGCUCCGCCUAACCAAAACUAAAUUGUCGGAGAAUACUUUCCUUUUCCAAGGAGCCGGAGAGGCUUCUAUCGGUAUCGCUCAGCUGAUCGUCAUGGCCCUCGAGAAAGAAGGUGUCCCACAUGAAGAAGCGUUAAAGAAGAUUUGGCUGGUCGAUUCCAAAGGUCUGCUGGUCAAGGACAGGCCAGAAGGAGGUAUCUCUGGGCAUAAGAAAGAGUUUGCCCAGGAUCAUCCCCCGAUGAGACAUUUGGCCGAUGCUGUCAAGAAGAUUAAACCGUCGGUGCUGAUCGGUGCUGCCGCUAUCGGCGGAGCCUUCACACCAGAAAUUAUCAAAGAUAUGGCCUCCUUUAACGAGCGCCCAGUUAUCUUUGCUCUGAGUAACCCGACUAGCAAGGCCGAAUGCACAGCUGAAGAUGCCUACAAAUAUACCGACGGAAAAGCAAUUUUUGCCAGUGGCUCUCCUUUCAUGCCAGUUACCUAUAAUGGGCAGACUUUUUACCCUGGCCAGGGUAAUAAUGCUUACAUUUUCCCAGGCGUGGCGCUGGCCGUCAUCACGACAGGCAUCCACCAUAUCAAGGACGACAUUUUUCUCAUGGCUGCCGAGGCUCUUGCCAAUCGAGUGUCUGAGCAAGAUUUGGCUGAAGGCCGUCUCUACCCACCUCUAGGUACAAUUCGCGAUUGCUCAACUGCUAUCGCUGCUUACAUCGCUGAACACGCAUACAAGAAUGGAUUAGCGUCUACUUAUCCAGAACCAGAGGACAAAGAAGCAUUCAUUAAAGCCCAGCUGUACGAUUUUACAUAUGACAACAAAUCAGCGCUGCCAGACGUUUACGAGUGGCCCCAACUUAGCAAAUUUUAAAUCCUUUCGACACUUUCAGAAUCGUGUCGAAAUCUUUCUAGAUGUUAAAAAAAAACAAAUUUCAAGAAGUCUGUGUGAACAAUUAUCGCUAAAACCAAGUACUCUUUAACCGAAUACUGCAAUUUAGGAACGAAUCCAGAGAUUAGAAUCGAUUUACUAUCGUUUUCCAUUUACGAAUGGAGUGAAACAAACAAAAAACCAGAUUUUUCUAAAGAACUGGGAUGCUUUUAAUGGAUGUAUACCACUUUCCCGGACGCACUGCAUAGUGAUACACGUUCAAUUAUUAUUUCCAA
Daphnia carinata is the source of this 2306-nucleotide messenger RNA. It is a transcript of the gene Men-b, whose product is annotated as NADP-dependent malic enzyme-like. NCBI's taxonomy places the organism in Eukaryota, Metazoa, Arthropoda, Branchiopoda, Diplostraca, Daphniidae. Bases 133 to 2013 code for a protein of 626 amino acids. The transcript is spliced from 9 exons. Gene Ontology annotation, biological process: malate metabolic process; pyruvate metabolic process. Gene Ontology annotation, cellular component: mitochondrion. Gene Ontology annotation, molecular function: NAD binding; malate dehydrogenase (decarboxylating) (NADP+) activity; malate dehydrogenase (decarboxylating) (NAD+) activity. The record is from RefSeq and is a predicted model, not a curated record.